AUGGCGGCGGUGUCGCUCAUUAGCCGUCCUGCGGGUGUCCUUUCAAAGAUUACUUCGGGCAGCAGUCCUGCUGUAUGGACUCUUGCCUGUGUCAGCUCGGGUCAACGGAGGGACCUACAUCAUGCAGUGAUCCCUAAAGGAAAAGGGGGGCGCUCUUCCUCCAGUGGGAUCGCAGCCACUGUCUUUGGUGCGACUGGUUUCCUUGGUCGUUAUGUGGUCAAUAGACUCGGUCGAAUUGGCUCUCAGAUUGUUGUCCCUCAUCGAUGUGAUCAGUAUGACCUCAUGUACAUGAGGCCCAUGGGGGACCUUGGUCAGAUUAUAUUCAUGGAGUGGGAUGCCAGAAACAAGGACUCCAUCCAACGUGCUUUAGAGCAUUCCAACGUUGUCAUUAAUCUUGUGGGCGAAGAGUGGGAGACAAGCAAUUAUAGCUUUGAGGAUGUCUUUGUGACCAUUCCCCAAAAAAUCGCUCAGGCAGCUCGACAGGCUGGCAUUACCAAGUUUGUGCACAUGUCCCACCUCAAUGCAGAUAUACGCAGUCCAUCUAAGUACCUGAGAAACAAGGCUGUUGGAGAAACGGCUGUGAGAGAUGAGUUUCCAGAAGCCAUUAUCAUGAAGCCUGCUGAGAUCUUUGGGAGAGAGGACCGAUUCUUUAACUAUUAUGCAAAUAUGCGCUGGUUUGGAAAUGCUGUUCCUUUGAUGUCCCUGGGAAAGAAGACAGAGAAGCAGCCUGUUCAUGUGGUGGAUGUGGCAAAGGCCAUUAUAAAUGCUGCCAGAGAUCCUGAUGCCAAUGGCAAGACCUAUGCACUUGUCGGUCCCAACCGCUACCUGCUCCAUGACUUGGUGGAAUACAUCUACGCAGUGGCACACAGACCUUUUGUGCCCUAUCCUCUUCCUCGUCCACUUUAUCAUCUUGCUGCUAAAUUUUUCUCCAUGAACCCGUUCGAACCCUGGACAACCCCAGACAAAGUUGACAGAUUUCACUUGACCGACAUGAAGUACCCAGGUCUUCCGGGUUUAGAGGAUCUGGGGAUCACACCCUCCUCCGUAGAACAAAGGGCAAUCGAGAUCCUGCGCCGCCAUCGCCGCUUCCGUUAUCUUGAAGCUGAAUUGGAUGAAACGAAGCCUGCAAAGACUGUCAGCGUUUAA
Knipowitschia caucasica is the source of this 1146-nucleotide messenger RNA. Lineage: Eukaryota; Metazoa; Chordata; Actinopteri; Gobiiformes; Gobiidae. The record is from the annotation of a GenBank genome assembly.